AUGCCAUCUAGUGACCAAAACAGAGUCUUAAUCGUCGGAGGAGGCCUUGGAGGCCUCGCUCUCUCUCAAGGUCUCAAACGCGCAAGCCCACCUGUACCAUUCCACGUCUUCGAACGCGACUCAUCCGCAGACUUCCGCCCCCAAGGCUAUCGUAUUCGCAUCAACCCCGACGGCGCAAGUGCACUUCAAAAACUGCUCCCAGACCAUCUCUGGAAAACCUAUGAAGAUACCUGCGCCGUAUUCAACCCAGCCAUGAGCGGCCUCGAUGCGGUCACCGGCCAGAAACCAGCACCGUCUGGUGAACGACGUGGUCCGCCUCCGAUGGCGGAGGGGAAGUAUUAUAACGCUGAUCGCGUUGUUCUUCGAAAUGUACUCUUGGAGGGAUUGGACGAUAGUAUCAGCUUUGGAAAGACGUUUGAAAGCUAUCGUGUCACCGGUGAUGGUGUCGAGGUGACGUUUACGGAUGGUACAAAGGAAACAGGAGCGAUCUUGGUCGGCGCCGACGGUACCAGAUCUCAUAUUCGUCGGCAGCUGAUGCCGAACUACACCGUCUUGGAUACUGAGUGCGGCGCUAUCUAUGGAAAGACAUUCAUCAAGCCCGAAACCCAAACUUCUAUGGCUAAAGAAUUCUUCGGUGGGAUAUGUCUUGCUGGAGAGAGCAGCAAGCCUGGACUCAAGCUCUUCACUGACACAAUGGAGUUUCCACAAGACCUGAGCUUCGACGAAAGGACCAAGUAUAGGGUUCCAGAUGACUACGUGUACUGGGUCCUAUGCAUCAACAGAACCAUGCUGGGAAUCGCAGCAGAAGACCUCAAUGCUGCGCAGUCUGUUGAGAUGACCAAGAGCUGGCAUCCUACCAUCCGAUCACUGCUACAGAACCAAGACCCGUCUGCAUCAUCGAUAUUAGCAUUCUUCGCUUCCUCUCCAGAGACAUUCAAGAGGGAGUGGGAUGAACUGGUCGAAAGUCCUGACUGUGCGGUAGUGACUUUGCUGGGCGAUGCAGCACACCCGAUGACACCUGUUGGAGGCGUUGGUGCCAACUCUGCGUUUCAGGAAGCAGCCGACUUGUGCAGCGUCAUUACCCGUGGCGAGGCACUUGAAGGCUAUGCCAAGUUGAUGACAGAGCGUGGUGAGAAGACGGUGGGACUUAGUGGUGGUGGUGCAGGACAUAUGUUUCAGAUGAAGCCAUUCUCUGAGCUGAAGGUGGCAUCUCCUUAA
Messenger RNA from Fusarium tjaetaba, 1218 nucleotides. Its product is annotated as cercosporin toxin biosynthesis. The record is from RefSeq and is a predicted model, not a curated record. The transcript has a single exon. The coding region runs from base 1 to 1218 and encodes 405 amino acids. Lineage: Eukaryota; Fungi; Ascomycota; Sordariomycetes; Hypocreales; Nectriaceae. Gene Ontology annotation, molecular function: FAD binding.